CUUCCCUCUUCUUCCCUUCCUUCCUCCGCCACGUCGCCAGUUUCCCUGCCCGUCCGUUCCCCAGUCCGUCCAAUUCCCCAUUCCUCAUCAUGGCGGGCCUGUUCAAGAACGUCUUUGGCGGUUCCCAGCCCUCGAACCCAGCCAAGGUUGACGAUGACUUCGCCGACUUCGUCGAAGCCCCGGAGCCCUCCCCGGCCUCCCUCGUCGCCGGGUCCUCAUCCAUCCCAGCCGUGAACACCCAAGGCGUCACCCCAGUCCCUUACACCAAAUGGUACCGGGUAUGGGAGCGGACCUCGCCGCGAGACUUCAUGCAAGAAGCGACUGUGAUGCCCAUCAUCCUCCUAAUCAUCCUCUUCCACUUCUGGGGCACGCGCAAGAACCGCCGCAAGGCGCGCGACUGGGCGCAAGCUCACACCUCCGCUCUGCAAAGCGAGUUCGCCGUUGUGGGUUUCGACGGCCCCAGCAGCAGCAACAGUGAAGGACAACCCGACCCCGAGUCUCUCCUCAAGGAACGCUCCGCUCAGGAAUUCGCCUCUUACGCGACCGGUCGUCAGAACGUGGCGUUCGUGGACGUGGCCAUUAAGCUCCCCAAGCGGUACAACCCCGUCACUUUCUGGACGGAGACUGUCCUGGGCUUCUUGUUUGAGAGCUGGUCCCCCCCGACGGAAACCUACGAGGCUACUGCGUACACCUUUGAUGGAAAGGAGAAGGACGUUGUCCCGCUCCCGGCCAACGAUCGCUCUUCCCUGAAGGUCAACAACUCGACCUACGAUGGAUUCAUCUGGGCUGUUGUGCACAAGAACUACAUGCGGAAGUUCCGUCAGGACCGCUACGACGCCAGCAUCACUUUCACCAGGGAUAACAACAAGUUGCCUAACUGGGUUACGGUUAUGACGGAGAGUGCGGAGAUCACGGAUGCUUUGCUCACGAAUGAGCUGGCCCAGGCUAUUGAGAAGGCCGGCAAUGACUUCAAGUACUUGAUUGUUACUGACCAGCCUGUUGAUAAGCCCAUGAAAAUCGAGGAAACCACCCCCCGCAAGCGCAUUGAACUGUCCGUCACUCUCCCCAGCAGCGCCGAAGGCUACAGCACCACCCUGCCGCUCUUCACGCAGUUCCUCCGUUUCGCCGACCGUCUCGUCGGCUCUGCCCACUUCCGCCCCGAAGUGAUGCGCAAGGUGCGCAGCACUCGCGACGAGGAGAUCAAGAAGCUGCGUCGUGCGGAUGAGGAGGAGAAGGCCGAGGAGCGCCGACUCGCCGCCGAGAAGGUCAAGAAGGAGGACAGGGAACGUCUCCUUCGUGGUAUGUCUGCCGAUGAGCAGAAGAAGUACCUGGAGCGUGAGCAGCAGAAGGAGCACCGUCGGAUGAUGAAGAAGAGUACGCGUAGGGGGUGAUUUCUGUUCUGUUCUCUUUCAUUUAUUGAACGAACUGUGGAUUAGGGGAACGUGGACAUCGGCUAUCGAAGUCCCUGCUCAAGUUAUGGUUUGGUGGUGAGGCUGUUCGUUCGUUGUAUAUCUUCAUGUACAAUGUAUUCGUAAUUUUUUUUUUCUUAUUUGGAUGAUGAUCUGGGAUGAUGGGGCUGGAUUUGGUUGGAGCGAUGCCGUGGGGUCAGUCGUGUUCUUGACUGGCUGCAGUGGUUUAAUUGAUCUACUAAUGUAUGUUGAUGGCAUG
This is a messenger RNA of Aspergillus eucalypticola CBS 122712, 1668 nucleotides long. Its product is annotated as CCDC47 family protein. Gene Ontology annotation, biological process: endoplasmic reticulum calcium ion homeostasis. The record is from RefSeq and is a predicted model, not a curated record. Gene Ontology annotation, molecular function: calcium ion binding. Bases 90 to 1391 code for a protein of 433 amino acids. The transcript has 3 exons. Gene Ontology annotation, cellular component: endoplasmic reticulum. Lineage: Eukaryota; Fungi; Ascomycota; Eurotiomycetes; Eurotiales; Aspergillaceae.